Molecule: messenger RNA, 698 nt
Organism: Arachis duranensis
Lineage: Eukaryota; Viridiplantae; Streptophyta; Magnoliopsida; Fabales; Fabaceae
Product: ethylene-response factor C3-like
Exons: 1
Coding region: 45-698 (217 amino acids)
Biological process (GO): regulation of DNA-templated transcription; ethylene-activated signaling pathway
Molecular function (GO): DNA binding; DNA-binding transcription factor activity
Source: RefSeq, a predicted model, not a curated record
UUGUAAUUAAUUAAGCUCGUUCUCAUCUAGUACUAUCACUAUAUAUGGAUCAUUAUUAUUAUUAUUCAUCAUUCUCUGUUCCACCACCAUAUGCAACUACAUCAAACUUUAAUCAAUCCCUUCCCUUCAACGAAAAUGACUCCGAGGAAAUGCUUCUAUGCGAGGUUCUUGCACAGGGAAGUGGCGGUGAUGCAGCGGAAAACUCCUCCAUCGAAGAGGUGAACUCAACCAUGGCGGCGCUGCAGCCACAACAAGCAUCUUACAGAGGGGUAAGAAGGAGGCCAUGGGGAAAGUACGCGGCAGAGAUAAGGGACUCUACGAGGAACGGCGAGAGGGUAUGGUUGGGAACCUUUGAUACGGCGGAGGAAGCUGCUUUGGCUUACGACCAAGCGGCAUUGGCAAGUAGAGGAUCAGUGGCGAUUUUGAACUUCCCGGCAGGGAUGGUUGUUGAGUCGCUAGAGAAGAUGAUGAUGGAGUGUGGUGGGUUUAGUGAAGGUUGUUCUCCGGUGUUGGAGCUGAAGAAGAAGCAUUCCAUGAAGAGGAAGAUGGAGAACAGGGAGAAGAAACUGCUCAUGAUGAUGAAUACAAAUAAUAACAACAAUCAUCAUAAUCAUAAUCAUGUCAUGGUAUUCCAGGAUUUGGGUGCUGACUAUUUGGAACAACUUCUUACGCUCUCGUCCAAGGAUGCAAUGCUAUAG